Molecule: messenger RNA, 1905 nt
Organism: Naumovozyma castellii
Lineage: Eukaryota; Fungi; Ascomycota; Saccharomycetes; Saccharomycetales; Saccharomycetaceae
Gene: ATG7
Product: Atg7p
Exons: 1
Coding region: 1-1905 (634 amino acids)
Source: RefSeq, a predicted model, not a curated record
AUGUCUCAAUCAACAAUGAAGUUUGCCUCUCCAUUACAUUCAUUCCUUGACGUUUCAUUCUUUCAGGAACUCGCUCGUUUGAAAUUAGAUGUGCUGAAGCUACAAUCACAGGAAGUACCCCUAUGGGCGUCUUUAGACCUGAAACAUAUCCCAAAAGCAAUAAAUAGUGCACCCAUUACGAUCGAUAAGCAAAGUUUUGAUACAGACAACGUAUUGCCUAAACUAAAUAAUGAACAACUGCGAAUUGAAGGUACUAUUACAAAUUUUAACACCUUCGAACAAUUCAAAGAAUUGGAUAAACAAAACUUUCUAGAGGAGAAAGCAAGAAAGUUACAAAAUAAGGAUAUCAAUAAAGUUGUAGAAUUUCACAUUAUUAGUUUUGCAGAUUUGAAAAAGUACAAGUUCUUUUAUUGGGUUUGCAUACCAUGUUUUGAACCUAAAAAUUUACAAAUUACAGUUGGUGGUCCAGCUAAGAUUACAGACUACACUAAAUUUCAAGAAUGGUUCGCUCUUCAUCCAACGCAGUGGGUAUGCUUAUUUAAUGGUGAAAAGGACGAACUUAAUGAGUAUAGUGUUGCUUCAGCAAAAAGUGCCAAAACACUGAUCGUGAGAGAUAGUAGUAAUAUUAUGGGCACACCUUCUGCACUGGCGAAAAAUUUCCUUUCAAAAUUUGUGGAAGAUAGAGGUAUUGAUGAACGAGACAUCAAUGUCAAUGUCUUAUUUAUACGAUGUAAUUCCACCAGUUUUGGCGUUAAAGUAACAUUAUCACACGAUGACAAAAAGGAUACAUCAUUGAAAGCGAAUGGCUGGGAAAAAAAUUUGCAGGGGAAGUUAAUCCCUAAAGUUAUUGAUCUAAGUGAUCUGAUAGAUCCGUUGAAGGUCGUUGAUCAAGCUGUGGAUUUAAAUCUAAAACUAAUGAAAUGGAGAUUAGUCCCUGAUAUAAACCUAGAUAUUAUUAAAGAAUCGAAAGUGUUGUUGUUGGGCUCAGGUACCUUAGGUUGCUAUGUCGCUAGAACUUUAAUGGCUUGGGGGGUCAGAAAAAUUACACUUGUUGAUAAUGGUACAGUUUCAUACUCCAACCCUGUUAGACAACCCUUGUUCGAAUAUAAUGAUUAUGGAAAACCGAAGAGUGAAGCUGCUGCUGCUGCGUUGAAGAGAAUAUUUCCCUUAAUGGAUGUCUCUGGGGUUCAAUUAAACGUUUCCAUGAUUGGACAUCCAAUUGCCAAUGAAGAGAGAGAGGAAUUAGAAUACGAGAAACUGAAAGAACUAAUCAGAACUCAUGACGCGAUAUUUCUUUUGAUGGAUUCAAGAGAAACGAGGUGGUUUCCUACGGUAAUGGGUAACGUUGAAGGUAAGAUUGUUAUAAACGCGGCCUUAGGCUUUGACAGUUACCUAGUGAUGAGACAUGGAAAUUAUAGUGGGAACAAUGAAGAAGAGCGUCUUGGUUGUUAUUUUUGUAAUGAUGUCAUGGUUCCUACGGACAGUCUGACUGACAGAACUUUAGAUGAAAUGUGUACAGUUACCAGACCGGGAGUUGCGUUGAUGGCUGCAUCACAAGCAGUAGAACUAUUUGUUUCCAUCCUACAACAUAAAAGUAAGAACGACGCCGGCAUUCAUGAAACGUCGAUUUUAGGUGAAUUACCACAUCAAGUACGUGGGUUUUUGAAUAAUUUUACAACCUUAAAAUUAAAGAUGCCAGCAUAUAAGCAUUGUUCAGCAUGUAGCCCUGCUAUUAUUGAGGCUUGUAAGGAAAAUGGUUGGAGUUUUUUAAAGGAAGCGUUAAACAAUGCUGAUUACAUUGAACAACUCUCUGGACUUGAGGAUAUUAAAAAAGAAAUUGAGAACAUAGAUGAUGGGGUAUUUGAAUGGAUGGAUGAAGAUGAAGGAGAGGAACUUAUUCAAUGA